UCACACACAGAAAUAUCACAGCUUUAGCGGCUUUCCUCUAUUAUUGAACAGAAAGACAGAGAAAAACUGCAGGUGGUUGGCGUUUAAUAUUUAAGAGCUUUCUCUGGAUUCCAGUACCUGCCUUGCAUACUGAAGGAAAGCUGAGGAUCUCUCAGCAGACCUGGCCUGCAGACCCUGUGGCCUCCACACCGCCCUCCAUCUCACAACACCUCCCUCCCCUCCUCUUCCAUCCACCGCUCUCAACCCAACCCCGUCUUCUCCUUAAAGCCAGGAUGCAGCCUGUGGCAAAAACAACAGGAGAUCCAACUCAGGCGUCUGACAGCCACUGACUUAUGAGGAGUGUCACCCUGCUCUGCACAUCCCUUCUGACCGCUUGUUGACCCUUUCAUCAGUGCUCGACACUUGUGAAGAAGCUCACUUGUUGACACACCUCAUCAGCCAGGCAGAAGUGGCAAAAAUCUGAGAAAAAAGGAAGUGAAUGGGGGCUAAUGGUUGCCUGAAGCUGCUCACUCAAAAGUAGUAACAUGCUGCCUCAGUUCCCAAAUGAGCUUCUGCAUCGUGCAAAGCUGCAGUUAGUUUAGAAAAUUCCCAGCGACACUGUCAUAUCUGUUACUGAAAAGCAGCUGUAAAGAAAAAAAGAGAGGUUCCACAUCAACUACAAAGAAUCAGCAAUGUUUUGGCCCGUAUUCAUCACUCUGCAAGCUGUGUGCACCAGCGUGGCACAUGCCAUGCAGCAUUACCCAGCGGCAUGGGGACACUAUGACGUGUGCAAGUCCCAGAUCUACACAGAGGAGGGCCUGGCAUGGGACUACAUGGCCUGUCAGCCAGAAGCCACAGACAUGACAAAGUACCUGCGAGUGGCCCUCGACCCCCCAAAUAUCACGUGUGGAGAUCCGCCAGAAACGUACUGCGCUUUGGAGAAUCCUUACAUGUGCAACAAUGAAUGUGACGCCACGACUGAGGAGCUGGCUCAUCCUCCAGAGCUGAUGUUUGACUUUGAGGGUAGAAAUCCCACAACGUUUUGGCAGUCCACCUCCUGGAAGAAGUACCCAAAGCCCCUCCAGGUUAACAUCACUCUGUCGUGGAACAAAACCAUCGAGCUGACAGACGACAUUGUGCUGACCUUUGAAUCAGGCCGACCGGAGCAGAUGGUCCUGGAAAAGUCACUCGACUACGGACGGACCUGGACCCCCUACCAGUUCUACGCCACUGACUGCCUGGACGCUUUCACCAUGGAGCCCAAGACGGUGAAUGACCUCACCCAGCGCACCCUGCUGGAUAUCAUCUGCACUGAGGACUACUCCAGAGGUUACGUGUGGAAGAAUGACAAGACGGUGCGUUUUGAGAUAAAGGACCGCUUUGCCCUGUUUGCCGGGCCUCGGCUACACAACAUGGCCUCCCUGUACGGCCAGCUGGAUACCACCAAGAACCUGAGAGACUUCUUCACCAUCACUGAUCUGAGGAUUAGGCUGCUGAAGCCAGCCACUGGAGCCACUAUGGUGGAUGAGAAUAACCUGUCCAGAUACUUCUACGCCAUUUCUGACAUCAAGGUGCAGGGCAGGUGCAAGUGCAACCUGCAUGCCAACAGCUGUGUGUUUGACAAGGGGAAGCUGGGCUGUGAGUGUGAACACAACACCACAGGGCCAGACUGCAGCCGCUGCAAGAGGCACUACCACGGGAGAGCCUGGAGUGUGGGUUCCUCUCCUAUACCAAAAGGAACAGCAAAUAUAUGUAUCCCCAGUAAUCACGGACCAGUGCAUCGAGCAAAUGCUUCAUCUCUUGGUGUUGCAAAUCGUAACCAAGCUCGUGUGUGUGACAACGCCAUGCUGCGCUGUCAGAACGGCGGCACGUGCCACCACCAUCAGCGCUGCCACUGUCCCCCUGGCUUCACAGGCAUCCUGUGCGAGAGAGCUCGCUGCCAAGGCCCCGGGGAGUGUGAUGACCAAUUGUCUGGACGGGCUGCUUUCCAUCACCCUUCCAUUGCUUAUACCCUCAUAGUGCUCCCGCUAUUGAUUGUACCCCUUUGCUGAGGGACCAGAACAGCCUCCCAUCCUCAACCAAAACCCUGAGACCACAUGUUGGGACUGAACUCUCAACCUGAAGGACCUGAAGGACAAAGGACGCGUGGACAAUGUGCUCAGCAUUCAAUAUAAGAAACUCUUUUGUAUAUCCAAGGCCGCCGGCGUGGGUGAAAGUGUUACUUGUGCAGCAGGAAGUGCACUGAUCUGUUAUACUGAGUUCUAGAUGGAUUUAUGAAAGUAUUCCUGAAGUCUAUGCUGAAGUCUUUGGAGACCUGGCUUUGCGGUAAUGUCAUUGGCUGAUGCUUCAUUAAAAACGCAGACCGGAGACUCUGAUAGAGCUACCCACCUUCUGAGAGCAGACUGUACAAAACUAGACACAUGGUUUCUAAGUAUCAUCUGAAGUAAUUAAAAAAUAAUAAUGUGGACUGGGACAUCUUAGAACAUCUCGCCUCACUGCCUCUUCCUUACUU
Molecule: messenger RNA, 2491 nt
Organism: Notolabrus celidotus (New Zealand spotty)
Lineage: Eukaryota; Metazoa; Chordata; Actinopteri; Labriformes; Labridae
Product: netrin-G1-like
Molecular function (GO): cell-cell adhesion mediator activity
Source: RefSeq, a predicted model, not a curated record